Coturnix japonica (Japanese quail) is the source of this 7080-nucleotide messenger RNA. RefSeq names its product alpha-L-iduronidase (gene IDUA). The record is from RefSeq and is a predicted model, not a curated record. NCBI's taxonomy places the organism in Eukaryota, Metazoa, Chordata, Aves, Galliformes, Phasianidae. Gene Ontology annotation, molecular function: L-iduronidase activity. Gene Ontology annotation, biological process: carbohydrate metabolic process.
GCUGUAGGGGAAGAAGAACAGUGUGGAUGAAUCAGGAACUGUUGUUGAGACUCUGGCAGAGAAAGAAAGUCUGUGUCCUCUGGAAGCAGGGACAGGCUACUUGGGGAGAUUACAAGGAAGUUGCUAAGGUAUGCAGAGAGGAAGUAAGGAAGGCAAAAGCCCAACUUGAACUCAGAUUGGCCUCUACAGUAAAAGAGAAUAAGAAAUCCUUUUAUAAAUAUAUCAAUGGUAAAAGAAGAACCAAGGAAAAUGUCCAUCCUUUAUUUGAUGCAGUGGGGAAUGUGACCACUGAGGACAAAGAGAAGACUGAGGUCCUCAACAUGUUCUUUACAUCUGCCUUUAAUAGGCAGAUCAGUUAUCCUCAGGACACUUUAUGCCCUGAUCUGGGAUGGAAAGCAGAAUAUAGCCCGCAGACAGUUAAAGAGCUCCUCAUCCAUCUGUACUGUCACAAGUCCAUGGGACUGGAUGGGAUCCCCCCUCAGGUGCUGAAGGAGCUGGCAGGGGUGAUUGCCGAGCUCUUCUCUGCCAUCUGCCAGUGUUCCUGGUUGUCUGUAGAGGUCUCAGUGGAUUGGAGGCUUGCUGAUGUGACAAGAAGGGCUGUAAGGAGGAUCUGGGGAACUACAGGCCUGGGUGAGAUCACACAGCAUGUGCAUGGCAUCCAGGGGAUCAGGCCAAGUCAGUGUUGGUUUGUGAAAGGCAGGUUUAGCUUGACCAACCUCAUAUUCUUCUACAACUGGGUGACCAGACUGGUAGAUGAGGGAAAGGCUGUUGAUAUAAUCUACCUAGACUUCAGCAAAGCCUUUGACACAGUCUCUAUAGUAUUCUCCUGGAGAUAACUGAAUGCCCGUGACCUGGACAGGUAUACCCUUCUUUGAGUAAGGAACUGGCUAGAAUUCAUUCUAGCUAUACUGCUAUUUGCCCGUGUAAAAAGUCAAUCUCCCAGCUGUUGAUAAGCCCCCUUUAAGGCUACAGCGAGGUCUUCUUGAGCCUUCACUCCUCCAAGCUGAAUAAUCCCAGCUCCCUCAGCCUGUCUUCAUAGGAGAGAUGCUCCAGCCCUCUCUGAUUGUCCUCAUGGCCUCCCCUGGACCUGUUCUGACAGCUUUCCAGCUUUACAUCUUCCUUGUGCCAGGGACCUGAAUAUACUACCCCAGAUGGGGCCUCACAAAGGCAGAGCAGAGAGGGACUAUCCCCUCCCUCUCUCUACUGGCUACCCCUCUUUUGAUGCAGCCCUGGACAUCAUUGGCCUUCUGGGCUGCCACUUCGCACUGUUGGUUCAAGUACAGGUUUUUGUCUACCAAAAUCCCACAUCAUUCUCCACAGGGCUGUUCUCAAAGAGUUUUCACACUCUGUAAGUGGGAAGAGAGAGAGAGAAAGCUUGAAGAUCUGUAGGAGUUUGCAAGUUUAUUAUCAAAGACAAUGCAGUCUUUUGACUGCUGAGUUGAUCAGUUUUGAUCUUGUCAUUAGUGUCAUAAAAAUUUAUUUGCUAUCAUGUCUUGUCAGCCUGACAGAUGAGCCAAUAUUUAUUAUGCAGAAUGUUUGGAAAUGAUAACGUCUUGUCUCAGUCGUGGCAGCCAGCAUUGCUUCCAGACACCCCAAGACACGUAGUGAUGCAGCUUAAAUUUUAUGUUUCUUGGUGAUAAGUCAUUAAUUUGACACCUUACUAAGGGUAAGAACAAAGUCUGUGAAAGUGGCAAUUGUACCACUCAAGUAAGUAUUUUGUAAAUAGCAGAAUACUUUGUAAUCUAUUUGCAAGGAUGAAAUGAUUCUUGUAAAGUGGCAGGCCAGGCAAAGGAAUUAAAACAUGCUUCUACACUUAAACACACAGUACAGUGUAUAAUUUACUGCUUCCUCUGCUAUGGCUGGCAUUGGCAUUCUGUUUUAAGUGCUUAACCUAGCGGAGGAAGGAGGAAAAAAAUAGAUGUGUUGAGAUCUUAAGGAUACACGUAUAGGAUAGAGGGCUGUGUUUAUACUUCUGUGUUUUCAUAUAGUACUAUGUUGCUGUUAGACUGCUGUUAGAAAGAACUUUUGUUCUUCUGCUAUUAUUUGUGUGGCAUUAUUAAGUAUUUACAAGACAGUAGAGUUAAUCAUUUCUAUGCUCGCUGAAUGUAAGUAUGCAAGUAAGCAAAUAUUUCAAUAGAACACAGGGUAUAACUGGAAAUAGUUAAUGGAUCUGUGGGAGCAAAACUACAUUCGGCAGCAAAAUAUUUGUCUUUGAACUUUGGAAUGGGACUGACAGACUUCUUUUUUUUUUUUUUUUUUUUUUAAAUGUCUGUCUGAAAGAAAAAAAACAAACCCAAACUGAAAAAAACAACCACUUUACUAAGUCCAGCAGUAACUUCAGAAAUGCUCUAUGGGCACUAAAGUAAGUAGUAAAAUAAAUCUGCCUGCCAUUUGCUUAGUUAUUUCAUCAUUCUGCUACAUUGUUUGACUUUGGUAGGAACAGCAAACCUGUAGUUUGCUACACAACAACAAGUAGUUGCAGACACAACAGUGUCUGUCAUGGUGGCCGGGCAUACCCUGAAAGAGAACAGCUGGCCUCAGGUCUCUGAAUGGUCAAUGAGAAACUUUAUUACAAUUUUACUGCCUUGGAUAACCUUAUGGAUCGUCUGUGGGAAAAUAAGCUUAUUCCAGGAUUUGAAUUGAUGGGGAAUCCAUCAGGAUAUUUUCUAAAUUUUGAAGAUAAAGGGCAAGUAAUAAGAUGGAGGAACUUAGUUACACUUCUGGCCAACAGAUACAUAGAUAGAUACGGAUUGGAGCAUGUUGCUAAAUGGAAUUUUGAAACUUGGAAUGAACCAGAUCACCAUGACUUUGACAAUGUGUCUAUGACAGUGAAAGGGUUUCUCAACUAUUAUGAUGCUUGCUCAGAAGGAUUAAGAGCAGCUAGUACUCUGCUAAAAUUUGGAGGACCUGGGGACUCCUUCCACCCCUUUCCCAAGUCACCCAUAUGCUGGAGUCUUUUGUAUCACUGCUACAAUGGAACCAACUUUUUCACAAGAGAGACUGGUGUAAGGUUGGACUACAUCUCUCUUCAUAAGAAGGGAGGUGGGCGUUCUCUCUACAUCUUGCAACAAGAAGUGGAAGCAGUUGACCAAAUUCAGAAGUUAUUUCCAAAUUUUGCUUCCAUUCCCAUAUACAAUGAUGAAGCAGAUCCAAUGGUUGGAUGGUCUGUUCCACAACUGUGGCGAGCUGAUGUGACAUAUGCAGCUAUGGUUGUAAAGGUAAUCAUCCAGCAUCAAAACUUACUAAUUGCCAAAGCCAACAACACCAUUAACUAUACGCUGCUGAGUAAUGACAAUGCCUUCUUGAGCUACUACCCGCAUUUCUUCACACAGCGGACUCUGACAGCACGUUUUCAGAUGAAUAAUACAAAGCCACCUCAUGUCCAGAUGGUGCGGAAACCAGUGCUGACUGUCAUGGGCUUGCUGGCACUACUAGGAGAGAAGCAGAUUUUUGCAGAAGUAAGCAGCAGUGAAGGUGAAAGCACUGAAAACAACACCUUUGGUGUCCUGGCAUCUGUGCACACUCCAAGUGAGCUGCAGCCCUCAGACAGUUGGCAAGCUACUCUGCUGAUGUAUUCAAGUGAAGAUAACAGGACUUCAUCCAAUAUCAACACCGUCACAGUGAAUGCCACCCACUUCCCCAAACUUAGAGAGCCAAUGUAUGUGAUGUAUUACCUGGACAACCACCAAACCAAUCCCUAUCUGAAGUGGAAAAAACUAGGAAGCCCUGACUUUCCUUCCCCGGAACAGUUCCAGCAAAUAAGGGAUGAUGAGGACCCAGUGGUAACAGGCCCCUUGCCUUUUCCUGAAAGUGGCACCUUGACACUGAAGCAAGACUUCCCUAUUCCAUCAGUCUUCUUGAUCCACGUCUGUUCAAGACCCAGUUCAGUUCCUGAUCAAGUGACUGGUGUUCGUUUCUUCCCUCUCACAAAGGGGCAGGUUGUUGUGCUGUGGGAUGAUGGCUGUGUAAAUUCAAAGUGUAUAAAGACAUUUGAAGUUGAGUUCUCACCAAAUGGAAAAGUCUACAAGAGGAUUAAUACCAAAGACACAAUAUUCACUCUGUAUGUCUACAGUCCAGGAAGCUCAGUCUCCGGCUUUUACAGAGUGCGCGCUAUUGACUACUGGGGAAAGGCAGGCCUGUCCUCUGUUCCUGUGGAGUAUGUUGAAGCUCUCAAGUGACUCUGAAGAGUGGUGCCUGGUUUGUUGACUGAGUGGUGUAUGCUUCCUGCAAAUGACAACUCCCCAGAAAAGUAAACUCCUCCCAAGCUAAGGGGGGAGUAUAGGAAGAAUGAAAGCAAGUUAGGAAUGCAAGUUAGAAGCAACUGCCCCUAUUAACUCUUCAGAGCUCAAAGACAGUGUUAUCAAACAACCACUGCUGACAACAAUUACAGGACUGGCAUUCAGUUUUGUAACCAGAAAUUAUUAUUUGCUAUUUUACACCAAUCUAAUGUGCAGAACAGCUGAAUAUUUAUGAAGACCAAAAACUGCAAAAGGAGCAAUCCCAUCACUUCACUGUAUGAGCGAGGAUGGCAGUAAAAGCACAAGGAGUACCUGUCUGAGAGUGAGCUGCCUGUUUCAGCUGCUUGGCUAUCUUGACAUACCAAGUAAUGGAAAAGCACACAGCAACCAGACUUUCACAUCCAGAUCAUGAAGUGAAGGGUCCUGUCUUUCCCACCGUUAAUCAUACGUGUUCCUGAGGGUUGUUUCAGAGCAAUUCCACUGUCUUUAGAUGUAUGAGGUUCUCACAAAGGAAGUUAUUGCCUUUAAGACUACAUUGCACCUGCUGCUCUAUGCCUUUGCCUAAGUCACCUUCUUGCCUUUGUGGAGGUCUUUGUGUUUGUACAGACCAUCCGUUUCUGCCUUUUUAGGGUGAAGACUCAAGCUUCAAAAGUUUCUCUUCCUCUCCAUUCCACUCUUACAUAAUCUCACUUCAGGUAACAUCUCUCCCCAUUAUGUUUCCCUUCUAGAGUUUUAUGCUUAGAUUGUAAAGGAGCUGCAGCUUGGCUUUGGAUUCCCAGGAAAGUUAAAAUGCUGGUUCAAGCCUUCUGUGUUACAGCAUAACAUACAAUUGCAUUUAACAGAGGACUGCAACUGACAACUAGCCAGGAAACUAAUCAAGAACAGUUUGAAUUUCCAUAUUCCAGAAACCACAUGCUACAGUGCGUUAUUGCUCCAGAUAAUGAGCUGCAGAACACCUCUGGCUGUCCUUGCAAAUGCCAAACACUUUAUGCAACAACAAAGUUCCUUGAAAUUGCAGGGGUGUUUUUUUUAGUCACCCCUCUUCACAGCCAGCACAGUUUGAACUGUGCCUUUAAAAUGCUUGUAGAGGGAAGGAUAAUGCCAGUGAAAACAGCUGGAGUGUUUUCCAUUAGAGGAGCAACUUUGUCACACAAACAUCUCCCCUGCUGCUCACUUUGGCUGACGUCAAACACCUCACCAGACUCACAACAAAGCUUGCAUUUUUGUUGAAAAACAGACCAAAAAAAAACACCCCAAAAAAACAAAACAAAAGAAACUCCAACAAGUUUGCACAGUAGGAGAUAGCUAAACUAUCUAAAAUGGCCACACAUUUACAACAUGGGAAAGAAAUGUAUACAAAAAGUUGGUGUAUAUCCAGUGAAACUUUCUAGUUACUUGUUCAUGUGCUUAUACCAAAAGUUAGCCUUAAAAGAUCCAUUUGAUCUCAGAAUUCAGGUGAAAUAUUUCUUUCCUCACUUAAGUUUGACUGAGGAGUGAUCGUUACAUCCAAUCUGCCAAUUCCUCACUUAUAAAGACUUGCACAGAACAGAAAAAAAACCAUCAGGGCCUUCUUAGCUGACAACUUUACCAGUUUCAAAAAAGCAUCAGUGAGAAGUUCUGCCAGAAUGGGGAUAGUAAAAAUGCAUUUUAACAUUGUUACAACUAGAUCCAAGUGAAGAAUCUGAAAAUGAAGGUAAGUAGAUCCACUAGUUAAGGUACAGAAUUUGCCAGUAUGAUGUGGAACCACUGAGAAAACAGCUUUUAGAAAUAAAUUUAAGUAUGGAUAGUGCAUCUGAAGCAGGGAAGAUAUAGCAGCAUGAGAGGACAGUUAACCUUAUUAGGACAUCGUAUUUAUGUAGUCUUACUCUGUGAUUUCCUGCACGGGCAACUACUGCAUGUAGCGGUUGUUUUCAAUGCAAGGACUAUGCAGUAGUUAUAAAAAUUGUAUUUACAAAAGCAGACCUGAGAAUAUUGUAGAUGCAGGUAGAAUCUAUUCUGUCAGGUCCAACUUCAGCCACCAACUUCAACUUGAAGAUCUGUCACUAGAAUCCUCUUUUAGUUCUCCUACACUGAGCAUCAUCCAAAGUGCGAAUGGUGCUUUUUCAAAUAUUUCACCGGCACUGGCAACAUGGAAAACAGUUGACCAAAAAUGAUGCAGUAACUGUUCAGAAACAAGUUUUACAUAUUCAGCAAGAUUUAUUUAUUUUUCUACUACUUCUUUGUUGCUUUAGUAUAAACUUCCUCCUUUAAUCAGUGAGCAAGUCUAAAUAUCUGUAAUAGAGGAGAGAAAGUUUCUAGGCUGGAACUUGUUUCCAGCAACGUAUGAACUUGCUGCUCUGGUCUUUUCUGUAUUUUAAUGACUACAAAAUCUGUUACUUAGUACUUGAAACAUGAGUUUUCUAUGACUGUUUGCCACUGAUUGUCUCAUAGGGCUUCCAACAUAGGGCUUCUUGCUUAAUUGUUCAUUUCUACCACCUCCUCCUUUACUGGGACAGCAGUUCCCCCAGCACUUUAAGCUUUUAUAAGUGCUGGAUGUGCAUAGUGGUAAGGGGGGAGUAGCAGGUACUCAGUGGUUUUUGUAGCAUCUGAGCCAAAGCAGCACUGCAGAGUACCCAGCUAGGUCUUUUGCUGGUUGAGCAAUACAAAUAAGAAAAUCUAAUUGCAACCUCAAGAUGAGAUGGUGUUCUUUUCAACAAGCAAAAGCUUCUGGAAUUGUUUUGCGGUUGUUUGUUAAAAUGAAUACAAAGGAAAAGGCUUUCAAGGGGAUACUUUAUGUUGUUUAACUGUGUUUUCGUUACCAUCUUUUGUGCUACACAAUAAAAUCAGUUUUUCAUCUCUGGUA